GCUUAGUGUGCUUGAGUGGUCCUAAUCGCCAUAGAAAGGGAUAGCUACGUGCCGGUGCAGGACUUUGCUGGCAUUGAUGUCUGUUCAGGUCCUGGCCCACUCUGCUGGUGCUAUGCCUUUGCUUAUAAAAGACCAGUCGCACCUUGUUCCUCCAUGGCUCGCUCGCAGCUGUUCAAACAACCGGUACACAUUCGCCGACAUUUUCGCCUAAACAAACGAAAUGACGACAUUCCUAGACCGUGUCACUGCAACUGGCCGUGAACAUGUUCGGAAUCAUCUCCAUCCAUUCUGCAGCUUAUGCAAAGAGGAGCUCGACAUAUAUAGCAAGAUCGUCAUCUGUGAGUCCGGAGUCUGCCUGUGGAAGGACGAAACAUUAAUAUCAUCUCUCAGUUGACUUGGCCUCUGACGACGAGCAUCCAAUCGGUUGCAAAACACACAUGAUCCGUUCAUUCAGGAGAUCUCAUGAGAUCACUCCUCAAGAGAUUCCUUGUGAAGCACAGAGGUCGUAUUGCGCAGACAUCAACUGCCAUCAGUGCUCGCCUAAUUGUCGCAGCGUGAGCGCACAUCAGAAAUGCGUCAAAUGGCUACAAGACAUAUCCCAUGCUUUCGAAAAGCAGAGUGUGCUUGAUUCCGACAGCUACGUUAUUUUCUUCCUACGCACGCAAUCGCCUUGGACGCUAUGCUGGUCUGGUCCGCUCUUACCCCCGAAACUACUGUACGAGCCUGGGCAUGAAGCGCCUAGCGGGGAAGAGCCGCCUCAGCGUCAACUUCGACCGUGCGGCCCGGCAGAGCAGGAUGAGCAUCCACCUCGACCACGCAGCCGGGCAGAGCAGGAUGAGCAUUCACCUCGACCACGCAGCCCGGCAGAGCAGGAUGAGCAUCCACCUCAGCCACCGUACUUGCCGAUUGAGAUAAUGAUGCAAAUAUUCAAUCUCGCAGAUGAAACCUCCCGCCGGUGGCUUUAUUUGCGUCAUUCAGUUCUAAGGCCCAAACCCUGGAUGGUGGAGAAGCGAUGGGACCUCAGGCGUGUCCGCUCAUGGAAACGCGGCGAAGAUCCAAAAGUGGUGGAUUCGGCCGUGCCCAGUGAAGACCUCUGGCUGAAAUUUGAUUGUUCUGGACUCGUCGAGCUCUGUACUGCGAGUGAGGCAGGUGUCCACGGCUGGACUGACAUCUACCUUUUCUGCAAGGUCGACUCGACAAGCCGUCUUCAAGAUAGCCAUGCUAUCUUCCGGGUAAGGGCGCCACUCUGAAACCUUGAAGACCUGCACGCUAACGAGUCAGU
Microdochium trichocladiopsis is the source of this 1282-nucleotide messenger RNA. RefSeq lists its product as uncharacterized. Lineage: Eukaryota; Fungi; Ascomycota; Sordariomycetes; Xylariales; Microdochiaceae. The record is from RefSeq and is a predicted model, not a curated record. The transcript has a single exon. The coding region runs from base 438 to 1250 and encodes 270 amino acids.